CAAUGUGAAAGAAUUUAUUUCAAGCAAUUAGUGAAGUGGCAUCUGAUGGCGUUAGAAUCUUAUUUGCUGGAGUUAAUUGGUUAGAAUUAUAUAGACAUGUGGUGUUAGCAGGCCAAUAUGGCCGCGACAGCCACAGUGACCGCCAGCGCAGCCGCCAGCGCAGUUUCUGGUAAUAGCAGUAGCAGCGACGCCACCAGGACGCCGUCCUUAGAGUCGUUGUCAGGUGACUCGUCGCACAGCGGCCGUCACGGUCGCCACAUCCAGCACCACAUAAGCCAAAGUGGUCACCAUUUGCACCAUCAAACGAGAGGAGACUCGUUCUCGUUCUCCAGCGAUAGUAGUGCUUCACCGCCAAGUUCUGAUAGUCUACUGAGCAGAACAGAUAAUACAAUUUUUGAUCAAGACAACGGUUCACAGACCAGUACUAGAACUCUUAACGACGACGACGCUAUUUUUGACACAAAUCAGUUGUUGAAAUUAGAAAACUACAACUCAAGUAACUUCGAUCACUUAUUCUCCUCAACGGAUUACUCUGUGAAAUUCGGCGACCCAACCCAAGAUAAUCUGUUCAAGUCUCCUAACGAUCAAAGCACUACAUUCAGGAACUUUUCAAAUCAUCUUCAUAGUCCAGAUCAACUGGGUGCUUUAGAGUCUUUGCACAAUAAGCAAACUCAGUCGGAAUUUACUGGAGAUCAGAACGGAUACCGUUGCACUGGCUGCAAGAGCCGCGAGUCGAACGCCGUUGGCCAUUGUUUGGACUGUUCAAAUUACUUGUGCCCGAAUUGCGUAAUGGCUCACCAAUUUAUGCAUUGCUUUGAAGGACAUCGAGUACUCAAUGUAGCGGAUAGUAAGGACACAACUAUCCCAGGAGGUCCACUAUCCGAGAGCUUAAGCGCACUAGGCUCCCGUUUGCUAGGAGCAGCGACCGGUAACGGAACAACAGGCACCUGCCCGCGCCACAAGCAACAGUCAUUCACGUUGUUCUGCCAGCCAUGCCUGGUUCCCGCCUGCGUAGAGUGUGCCAGCAGUGGCGAACAUCUAUCCCACGAGAUGACCCCGCUCCAAGAAGCAGGUCCCAGGCAACUCGCCGAGUUGCUACGCAGCGCGCAGCAGGCGCGAGACAGGGCGCAGGACAUGCGCGCUCAUGCUACACGUGCAGAACAUGCACAGAUGUCCUGUCGGACACAACAACGUAAAGCAGCUGAUGAGAUUAAUGAUACCUUCCAAUUUUAUAGAUCUAUGUUGGAAGAACGCAAACAAGAAUUAUUACGUGAACUUGAGUCGGUUUCGGCUUCCAAACAAGCAGCACUUGCUUCGCUUGCUCGCACAGGAAAUGAAGCUGCAGAUCGCAUACAACAAGCAUGUGAAUUUGUAGACAAGCUUACCAGACGCGCAACUGUUGCAGAAGUUUUGGUGUUUCGAAAACUCCUCGAUCAGAAGUUGAACUCGCUUUGUACCGCUGGAGAGUUAGCCAUCAGCUCCCCUAUCAGUCAGCAAGAUCUAGAGUUCGUUUCUAAUUAUCAAGCUAUCCAGGUUGGGGUACGAAAUACAUUUGGGUACAUUCGUUCCACUUCGGACGCUUCAAGUAACAAUCAACAGACAGUGAAUGUUGGAAAUCAUACUAAAAAGCUGCCAAUUGCUCGUCCCAGUGUGGGCCACACUGCAUCAUCUUCUUCCGAUUCAUCAUCAUGCGCCGGAUCUUUGAAUGGUAGCUCAGGCUCCCUAAAUUCAAAUUCUCACCAUCAGCAGCACCUGGCUUCUCUGAACGCGCUUAACGCAUUGCACAGUGCAUCUAAUGGACCUUUUUCACAACAGCAAGUACAUCAAUCAAAUAACGGAUAUGAAAGCAACAUUAUAUCCAAGCGAUUUAAUACAGCAAAUAGUUUGGGGCCAUUUUCAACUACUAUGACGGAUCUCAAUCCAUACGAAAAAUGGUCUAAUGGAGGAUGCGAUAGCGUUUUUUCUGAUCAUUAUACAAUAGGGCCACCAACACCAGGGUCAAACAGCAUCCUCAGCUCUGUUGAGCCUACUAACGUCUUAGAACUAACGACAAAACUAAUGUCAGCAACUAUGUUUCCACCGAAAUCUCAAAUCAAAAGACAAAAGAUGAUCUAUCAUUGCAAAUUUGGAGAGUUUGGCGUCAUGGAAGGUCAAUUCACAGAACCAAGUGGUGUGGCUGUAAAUGCUCAAAAUGAUAUUCUUGUGGCUGAUACAAACAACCACCGUGUGCAGAUUUUUGAUCGUGAAGGUCGAUUUAAAUUCCAAUUUGGUGAAUGUGGUAAAAGAGAUGGUCAAUUAUUGUAUCCUAACCGCGUUGCAGCAGUACGUGCUUCUGGAGAUAUUAUUGUAACCGAAAGAUCACCUACACAUCAGGUGCAAAUCUACAAUCAAUAUGGUCAAUUUGUACGCAAAUUUGGCGCAGGUAUCUUACAGCAUCCAAGGGGCGUAACUGUUGACAAUAAAGGAAGAAUCAUUGUUGUCGAAUGCAAGGUAAUGCGCGUGAUAAUUUUCGACCAAACGGGCAACGUUUUGCAGAAAUUCGGUUGCAGUAAGCACCUGGAAUUCCCGAAUGGUGUUGUCGUCAACGACAAACAAGAAAUUUUCAUAUCCGACAAUCGUGCGCAUUGCGUAAAAGUGUUCAACUAUGAGGGGUACUUGAGACAAAUCGGUGGCGAAGGCAUCACCAAUUACCCCAUUGGCGUAGGAAUAAAUGCUGCUGGAGAGAUUCUGAUUGCGGACAAUCACAACAACUUCAACUUGACUGUAUUCACUCAGGAUGGUCAAUUGGUUUCGGCGCUUGAGAGCAAAGUCAAGCACGCCCAAUGUUUUGAUGUUGCGCUGAUGGACGAUGGCAGCGUCGUCUUGGCUAGCAAGGACUACCGACUUUACAUUUAUAGGUAUGUCCAAGUACCACCAAUUGGAUUAUAAACUUGAGCAAUGAUAUAUCAGUACUUUGAGCAAACUAGUCAUCUUUAAAUCAAGAUAUUACUAC
Messenger RNA from Ctenocephalides felis (cat flea), 2992 nucleotides. RefSeq names its product brain tumor protein-like. Lineage: Eukaryota; Metazoa; Arthropoda; Insecta; Siphonaptera; Pulicidae. The record is from RefSeq and is a predicted model, not a curated record. Gene Ontology annotation, molecular function: mRNA 3'-UTR binding; translation repressor activity; protein binding. Gene Ontology annotation, biological process: negative regulation of translation.